This is a messenger RNA of Ichthyophthirius multifiliis, 2412 nucleotides long. RefSeq lists its product as hypothetical. The record is from RefSeq and is a predicted model, not a curated record. The transcript is spliced from 9 exons. NCBI's taxonomy places the organism in Eukaryota, Ciliophora, Oligohymenophorea, Hymenostomatida. Gene Ontology annotation, molecular function: ATP-dependent peptidase activity; ATP hydrolysis activity; ATP binding. Gene Ontology annotation, biological process: mitochondrial protein processing; protein-containing complex assembly. Gene Ontology annotation, cellular component: membrane; m-AAA complex.
AUGAGAGAAAUACUAUUAGAAUGGAUAGUUGAAGUUCAUUAAAAAUUUUAACUAAAGGGGGAAACAUUAUUUAUAACUGUAAAUUUAAUUGACAGAUAUCUAGAAAAAGUACCAAUUUCAAAGUUCAAGAAAUUCUAAAGAAAAAAAAAAACUUAAGAAAAAAAAGAAAAAAAAAUUUAAGGCGAAGAUUUAUAAGAAGUCCAAAAAAAUAUAGAUCAAAAAAAUUAAAAUUUAGAGCCUAGUCAAGAACAAAAAAAAAAUUAAGAAGAAAAUAAAAAAGUACAUGAAAACAAAAAAGAAUAACCAGAUUAAAAAGAAAAUGAAAAUAAGAAAGAAUAAGAAAACGAUAAUAAAUAAGAAUAAGAAAAUGAAAAAUAAGAAGCUAAUUAAGAAUAAGAUGAUGAAAAUAAAGAUGAUAACAAAAAUAAGCAUAAGAAGUAUAAUAAAAAAAAUUAAAAAAAACAAUAAGAAACUGGAUAAGGAUUUUUCAGCUCUUAAUCAUUUUUGAAUUUAAUUAUUCUUUUCGGAGGAUAUUAAUUAGCUUAAAUUUUUUUUGAAUAUCUUAGUCAAUAAAAUAUUUUGGAUUAUAAAACAUUUUAUUAUACAUAUUUAGAAAAAUAAUUAGUAAAAAAAAUUGUUAUUGUAACUGAUAAUAGAUAUUAAGAUCAUAUCAAGUUUACAGCAAAAAUUAUUACUAAAGAUGAUUAAGUUAAAAUUUUAGAAAUAGUCGACUCUAAUAGUUUUUUGGAAAGUUUGGAAGAUUUUUAAACUAAAAGAGGUAUUCCUCUAGAAUAAUUUAUUUAAAUUGAAUUUGAAUAUGUUUAAGAUUACACAAGAUACUUAGCAAUAUUUAAUGAUAGUUUCUUAUAUCUAUUUCUUUUUGGAGUUUUUCUAAAUGUAUUAAGGAGACCAGAAAAAUUUUAAUAAAUAAGAAAUUUAUUUGGUGAUUAGGUUGGUUAAGGUACAAAAAUAAAAGAAUUCAAAUCUGAAAAAGUAAGUGUAAAAUUCAAAGAUGUUGCGGGUUAAGAUGAAGCUAAAAAAGAAAUUAUGGAAUUCGUAGACUUUUUAAAAAAUCCAAAAAAAUACGAAUUUAUUGGUGCUAAAAUACCUAAAGGGGCGCUACUUACUGGACCUCCAGGCACAGGAAAAACAUUAUUAGCUAAAGCAUGCGCAGGUGAAGCAGAAGUACCAUUUUUCUUUAUGUCAGGAAGUGAUUUUGUAGAAAUGUUCGUAGGCGUAGGAGCAUCUCGGGUAAGAGAUUUAUUCUAAAAAGCAAAAGAGAAAUCUCCUUCAAUAAUAUUUAUAGACGAAAUAGAUGCUGUUGGAAAAAAAAGAGAAGACCGUUAAGGAGGAGGAGGAAACGACGAAAGAUCCAACACUUUAAAUUAACUUUUAGUUGAAAUGGAUGGAUUUUCUUCAGAAAGUAAAGUUAUUAUUUUAGCAGCUACAAAUAUGAAAGAGCUUUUAGACCCUGCAUUGGUUAGACCAGGAAGGUUUGAUAGAUAAAUUGAAAUUACAAAUCCAGACAUUGAGGGUAGAAAGGAAAUUUUCUUGGUACAUUUAAAGCCUCUUAAACUUGACCCUUCGAAAUCUAUUGAAGAAUAUGCGAGAAGAUUGGCUAGUUUGACUCCUGGGUUUAGUGGAGCCGAUAUUAUGAAUUUAUGUAAUGAAGCGGCUAUUUUAGCAGCUAGAUAGAAUAAAAAAACAGUUGAAGGUAUUGAUUUUGAAAUGGCGACAGAAAGAGUAUUAGCUGGUAUUGAAAAAAAAUAAAAAUAAGAUGAAGGUGAAAGAAAAAUAAUAGCCAUUCAUGAAUCUGGGCAUGCUGUUUGUAGCUGGUUUUUAGAAGGGGGAGAUCCACUUUUAAAACUUACUAUAAUACCAAGAAGUAAAGGGUCUUUAGGAUUUGCUUAAUAUUUACCAAAUGAAAGUUCUUUAUAAAGUAAAGAAGAAUUAUUAGAUAAGUUAUGUUGCAUGUUGGGUGGUAGAGUUGCUGAAGAACAUUUUUUUGGCAAAAUUACUACUGGUGCAUAUGAUGAUUUGUAGAAAGUUUAUAAAGUUAGUUAUGCAUUGGUUACUAAAUAUGGGAUGAGUAAAAAAGUUGGGUAUGUUGGAUUAAAAGAUGGGGAUUUUCAAAAUGCUUUUAGUGAUUAUACAAAUAGAAUUAUUGAUGAAGAAAUAUUUUAACUAAUUAAACAACAAACAGAUAGAACUCGUUAAAUAAUUAAAGAAAAAGAAAAAGAAAUCAAGUUAUUAAGUGAGGAAUUAUUAAAAAAAAAACACUUGAUUUGGCUUAAAUUAGAUUAAAUUUUGGGAGAAAGACCAUUCUAACCUAAAUCUAAUUUCAAAGCUUAUUUAGAAAUAAAUGAUGAAAUGUAAAAAGAAAAAGAAAAAUUAGAGUAAGCAGAGUUUUGA